GGCGUUUUUGAAUCCACACACACAUCAGUCAGUCUGUAACGUUAUCCUGUUUGAUCAAGGGUGGUGUUUUUUUGGGGUGUGUGUGUUCAGCUCCGCCUCAACACACGGAGCAGCAGGCGGUUCAGCUGGAGCAAAACAACCGUCGUAGACUUGAACGUGUUUUUUUCCGUAUUCUGGUGGCUUUGGGCUUUUGUUUAUCGUUAAUUUACCGGUAAACUAGCUUAAAGUUAAAGUUAACGGUUGGCGUGUUAGCGUCAAGUUAGCUUGUGUGUGUGUGUGUGUGCGGGGUAACCAUGGUGACGCUCCGUGCUAGAGGCACAGGGGACGCGGAUCAGAACAGGCGGCAGCAGCAGCAGCAGCAGAGCCCGGUUAGAACCACCGAGUCCCCGCUGCGGGCUUCACCGGGGACCCGGACCCGGAGCACGGACCCCCGGCUGGAGGAACCCGGCCUGUCCGAUGGUUUUAACGCCGAAGACGAGGAACAGAAUCAGGCUGAUUCAGAGACGCCCGAGGACGGAGAAGAGAAACCAGCGAGAGCCGUCAUCAGGAAAUCCAAAAGGCUUCAGAACACGGCGGGCGCUGGGCCGAGGAGAAGCACCAGGCCGACCAAAGCGACCAGCAGGUAUCAGGCCUCCAACAUCUUCGACGGCAUCAGCACCCACACGUCCAGAGGAUGGAUCCUGAAGAGCAUGGACAGCGUAAAGACGAAGAGGCUGCUAAGCAACAACAAAGAAGGAAAGAUCUACUCUAAAGCGCAGAGGAGCAGAACUCCGGUGGCUCCGCAGGAAGAGCUGAGUGACAGCGAGGAUCAAAACGGUGGAGUCGCUGGCGAGGAGGACAGCAGGCAGGAAGUGGCUCCAGACGACGACAGCAGCUGCAGCACCACCAACCACAACUUUGACGCCAAACUGAGCCGAGCCUCGUCGCUGUACCAGGGACCCAGCAACGGCUUCCCGAGAGGAACGUUCAGGAUCAGCACCUCCGGUCUGAACACCACCCGCAGAGCAGCAUUCAGAUCCACUAAGAGCACGUUGUCGAUUCAGUCUGACGAGGACAACGACUCGGACGAUGACGUGCCGAACGUUGAAAAAGUCUCCAGAAGCUGUCGGCCGGAGAAUCCUCUGGGGACUCGCAGAGACAAGAUGAACGCCGUAGCGGGUCUGGCAGACAUCGAUCCCAUGGCCAUCGACCAAUCGGUGGGGUUCGACAGCAUCGGAGGUCUGUCGGGUCACAUCUCAGCUCUGAAGGAGAUGGUCGUCUUCCCGCUUCUCUACCCAGAAGUCUUUGACAACUUCCACAUCCAGCCUCCCAGAGGUUGCCUGUUUUAUGGACCUCCUGGGACGGGGAAAACGCUGGUCGCCCGGGCGCUGGCCAAUGAGUGUAGCCACGGCAACAGGAAGGUGGCCUUCUUUAUGAGGAAGGGAGCGGACUGCCUCAGCAAGUGGGUGGGCGAGUCCGAGCGGCAGCUGCGGCUGCUGUUUGAGCAGGCGUAUCAGAUGCGUCCGUCCAUCGUCUUCUUUGACGAGAUCGACGGCCUGGCUCCGGUCCGAUCCAGCAGACAGGACCAGAUACACAGCUCCAUCGUGUCGACGCUCCUGGCUCUGAUGGACGGGUUGGACAGCCGAGGCGAAGUCGUCGUCAUCGGAGCGACAAACCGCCUGGACUCCAUCGACCCGGCGCUGCGACGGCCCGGACGCUUCGACAGGGAGUUCCUCUUCGGGCUGCCUGACAGAGAGUCUCGUAAAGAGAUUCUGAAAAUCCACACCAGGCCGUGGAAACCUCGUCCGUCGGAAGAUUUCCUGGACGAGCUGGCCGAGAAAUGUGUCGGUUACUGCGGCGCUGACAUCAGGGCGGUGUGCACCGAGGCGGCGCUGUGCGCUCUGCGCCGCCGCUACCCGCAGAUCUACGCCACCUCCCAGAAGCUCCUCCUGGACGUCUCCUCCAUCGCCAUUGGCAGCUGCGACUUCGUGGCGGCCAUGAGGAAGAUGUCGCCGGCCUCGCAGCGCUCCGCUGCCUCGCCGGCCAAGCCGCUCUCGCCCGUGGUUCAGCCGCUGCUGGGCGGCGCCCUGCGGGACAUCCUGGAGGCUCUGCAGAGGCUGUUCCCGCACGCCGAGCUGGGGAUGAAGAGGAAGAGGGAGCCGGAUCUGACCUCUGGUAUCCUUGACGACGACCUGUACGGAGGAGACGAUGCCUCCAGCACAUCCAGCAUCUCCGCCCCCUCCACCUCCACGAGCAGACACUUCCUGCAUUUUGCCAGGAGUGCAGUCAAACACCCAACGUCCCACCGUCCCAGGAUGCUCCUGGCAGGGCGUCCCGGUGCCGGUCAGACCUCCCAUCUGGCUCCUGCCGUUCUGCACGCUCUGGAGCGCUUCCCCGUCCACAGUCUGGACUCGGCCGUGCUGUUUGGAGUCAGCAGCACCUCGCCGGAGGAAGCCUGCGCCCAGGUGUUCUGCGAGGCCAAGCGGACGUCUCCCAGCAUCCUCUACCUGCCCCACAUCCAGCAGUGGUGGGACACUGCCACGUCCUCGUUGAGGGCGUCCUUCCUCAGCCUGCUGGGCAGCAUCCCCUCCCUCUCCCCCAUCCUCCUCCUCGCCACCUGCAGCGUCCCCCGACAACAGCUGGACCCAGAGAUUCAGCUUCUGUUCCGGGAGGAGUACGGGGAGGUGUACACCGUCAGCGUUCCCAUGCGACUGGAGAGGACCGACUUCUUCCGGGACCUCAUCCUGAACCAGGCGGCCGAGCCUCCGCCCUCCACCAAAAGAGCACUGACUCAGGCCAUGGAGAUCCUUCCCCUGGCUCCGCUGCCUCCCCCCCGCCAGCUGCCGGAGCAGGACCGCCUCCAUCUGGAGGAGCAGGAGGAGGACGUGCUGCGGGAGCUCCGCCUCUUCCUGCGCAACGUCACCGAGCGUCUGAGUCUGGACCGCCGCUUCAAGGCCUUCACCAAACCGGUCGACAUCGAGGAGGUCCCGGACUACAUGUUGGUGAUCAGGAAGCCCAUGGACUUGUCCACGCUGCUGACCAACAUCGACGAGCAGAAGUACGUCACCGUCGGCGAGUUCGUGUCGGACGCCGACCUCAUCUGGCAGAACGCCCUCGAGUACAACCCGGACAGCGACCCCAUGGACCGUCACAUCCGUCACCGUGCGUGCGCCCUGAAGGACACGGUGCGCGCCAUCAUCCGAGACGAGCUGGACGAAGACUUUGAGAGAGUCUGCGAGGAAGUCAAGGAGUCGCGCAUCAAGAGAGCGUCUCUCUGCGGGCCGCAGGGCGGCUCGGAGGAGGCCGACGGCAUCUGCAGCUCGACCAGAAACAGCCCUGGACCUCGGAAGAAGAAACGCCCCAAACUGCCGAGAAAAUCAAAGUGGAGCACCGGCGUCAUCAAGACAACCAAGAAAAAGAAGCCGCCGGCGCCUGCCUCGCCUCCCUCUCCGCCUCCCGCCUCGCCUCCCUCUCCGCCCACGUCCAGUGGGGGCUGCUCUGAGUCGGGCGCGGGGGAAACGAGAGCGCCGGACGGCGGCUUCGCUCACCCGAGCUCAUCCGCCGCGUCAGAGAGCAGCGACGACGGGGAGCACCCGAACGCCGCCGCGAACCGGUUCCACCGCGACUUGAACGGCGUCUCAGAUAUCCAGGACGGAGUCCUCGUCAACGGCUGCCGCCGAACUCCCCCGAACCUGAACGCGACGGCAAACGGGGUUUGUUUUAGAAGAACAGGUCGGUAUGUUCACAGGACGCCUCUGAGCCGCGGCGUUGGCAGUGUGAGUGACUCUGCGGAUGGAAAGUAAAAGUGUGCAAAACAGGCUCAGU
Messenger RNA from Sander lucioperca (pikeperch), 3804 nucleotides. RefSeq names its product ATPase family AAA domain-containing protein 2-like. Gene Ontology annotation, biological process: positive regulation of transcription by RNA polymerase II. Bases 294 to 3782 code for a protein of 1162 amino acids. Lineage: Eukaryota; Metazoa; Chordata; Actinopteri; Perciformes; Percidae. The record is from RefSeq and is a predicted model, not a curated record. Gene Ontology annotation, molecular function: ATP binding; ATP hydrolysis activity; histone binding. Gene Ontology annotation, cellular component: nucleus. The transcript has 25 exons.